AUGACAGACUUUCAAGAGACCCCUGUGGUUAUUCCCGUCACAAAUGGAAAUGGCCAUACCAACGGCGUCAAUGGCGACCACCGCCCCGUCACACCGCCGAAUAAGAACACCGGCGGCAUGUCCCUGACCGAAUAUAGUGCCAACCCCAAGACGCCAUCUUCGGAGAAGAGACUACGCAUCAAGAGCGUUUACCUCCGCCUUAUCGCCAAUGCGACAUCCCGAGUCUACGAAGCUUGCAAAGUUACCGCCUUGACGCCCGCCGUUAAUCUCAGCAACCGGCUCGAGUGCAAUGUCUUGCUCAAGCGUGAGGACCAGCAGCCCGUCUUCAGCUUUAAGCUGCGAGGCGCCUACAACAAGAUGGCCCACCUCGACCCGGCUGUGAGCUGGAAAGGAGUUAUUGCUUGCUCUGCCGGCAACCACGCCCAGGGUGUGGCGUAUUCAGCUCGCAAGCUCAAGAUCCCCGCCACCAUCGUCAUGCCCGAAGCCACCCCCAGCAUUAAGCACCUCAACGUCACUCGCCUCGGUGGCCACGUUGUUUUAUAUGGUGCCGACUUUGACGCUGCCAAAGAAGAGUGCUCUAGGAGGGAGAAGCAGGAUGGCUUGAUCAACAUCCCCCUUUGA
This is a messenger RNA of Parascedosporium putredinis, 621 nucleotides long. NCBI's taxonomy places the organism in Eukaryota, Fungi, Ascomycota, Sordariomycetes, Microascales, Microascaceae. The record is from the annotation of a GenBank genome assembly.